This is a messenger RNA of Zingiber officinale, 5578 nucleotides long. RefSeq names its product histone-lysine N-methyltransferase SUVR5-like. Gene Ontology annotation, cellular component: nucleus. The transcript has 12 exons. The coding region runs from base 485 to 5203 and encodes 1572 amino acids. Gene Ontology annotation, molecular function: histone methyltransferase activity; protein binding; zinc ion binding. NCBI's taxonomy places the organism in Eukaryota, Viridiplantae, Streptophyta, Magnoliopsida, Zingiberales, Zingiberaceae. The record is from RefSeq and is a predicted model, not a curated record.
AUAACUUUCUCUAUGCGGUCCGCAUGCACAAAAUUUGCAUCUGAUUAAGAGAGAGAAUAGGCUAAUCCUCGAUCUCCCAGGCAUCGAAGGCGGCGACGGGCGGUGGCGCGCUGGUUGCUGGUGGCCGGAGAAACCUACCAAGGACGGCGAUGAAAGUAUCCGCCAACUACGGAAAUUGAGGGCGGUGCAGUGAAAAAAGGAGCCAUGCCGAUUGUCUGUUUAUUAGGGAUUCAGUACAUUCUGCGUUGAAGCCCAAGUAGUUAAUAAGAGACGUGGUAGAAUAAUCUAGCUUUCCACGUGCAGAUUAUCAGCAGACAAUGCCUGGAUAACGGCUGUUGUUGGUAAAUUGUUACAGAGGACAUAAUUCGGUGUUGAUUUUGCUCAGAAAAGAUACGGAGUGGAUACGUUUUACUGUGUAGAAGAUGACAAUCUGAAAGGUAUUGAAACUUCUCCUCGCAUUCCGUUAUUUACUCAGCUGGAAAGCAUGCACAUUGAUGAUUUGGAACAAUGCAAGGUGGAAGAGGAUCAAACCAACCGCACUAAAGGAAGUGCUAACCACUCAGUUUCUGUUAUGCACAUUCACGGAUAUAGAAUAUCAGAUAUUCACGCACAAGAAAAAUGUUCCUUUGAUAAAGAAGAUUGCAAUAAUAUGUUUUCUAGUUCUACUAUGAAAUUGCAUUCCUCAUCAGAUCCUCAUUUUUUGGAAAGGGUUAGUUACUUCACACUGGAAAAAAAAGCUGAAUUAGUGGAUAGAAUAGCUUCUAAUGAUUGCAUUUCCACAAAAGAUGACAAAAGGGGGGAAACAGAUGGUUCUGGAUUGGAUAUGAUUCAGAACACAAUAUCGGAAACAACAUGUAUUUCUCAUUCCCUUAGGGACAUAAAUGAUCAACCUCGCCCCUUUGUUGCAGUAGAUGACUUUGCAAGUGUCAGAGAUUUCAAGCAAGAUAACAUUGUUAUGGAGAAGCAAGAAGAUAACCAUUUAUUGGCCACUGACAGCAGUUCUUUAAAAGUCAAGCAGGAUGAUUGGGUGCAAAAUGAGAAUCAAGUAGAUGAGGGCACUGUGCAAAUUGUAAACCAAGAGGGAGAGUUAGGUACACAAAGGAACAACACCCUUGAGCCAGAUCAUCCUGUUGCACUGUGGGUAAAGUGGAGAGGUAAGUGGCAAACAGGAAUUCAGUGUCCUCAGGCUGAUUGUCCACUUUCAGCCAUAAGAGCAAAGCCUACACAUGAGCGAAAGAGAUACAUUCCAAUCUUUUUUCCUCGUAGCAGGACAUAUUCUUGGACAGAUAUGCUACUUGUUUGUUCCAUCAAUGAAUUACCAGAACCACUUGUCCGUGGUACCCAUCGGAAAUGGAGAAAGCUGGUGAAGGAUUUGACUAUUCCGCGUCGACAUGUCAUGCAAAAGCUUGCUGUAACAAUGCUAAAUAUUAGUGAUCAUCUGCAUAUAGAGGCUGUGAUUGAGAAUGUCCGGAAAGCUGCCUUCUGGAAAGAAUUUGCCAGAGAAGUUUCUCAGUGUAGAGAUUAUCCUGAUUUUGGAAGAAUGCUUUUGAUGCUCCAAACUAUGAUUCUCCCUUGUUAUAUAGAUAAUACUUGGCUUCUGAAUAAUUUGUCUUCCUGGAAAGAUAAAUGUCAGAAUGCACAAAGUGCUGGCUCUAUUGAAACACUCAUAGAGGAGUUGAUGGAUUCAAUAUUCUGGGUGAAAAUUAAUGAGCUGUGGAAUGCACCAAUGCAGCCUGAGUUAGGUCCUGAAUGGAAAACUUGGAGACAAGAUGCCAUGAAAUUGUUCUUUUCCUCUCCAUCGACUCAUGUUUAUGGAAACACAGGUCCAAACAAUGUGAGCGGUUCUUUGGUUGUGGGAAAUGAAGCUAGUGGGAGGUACUCAAAACUUGAAAUUUGCAAAGCAGAAAUAUGUGCUACUCCCAAACUCUCUCAGACCAAUGUGAUAGAAGUUGAUUUCAAAAGUUACCAAGAAUCAGUAAAAUCUCAGCCUCCAUGUAAGUCAUAUAAGGUUGAAGAACUACAUAUGGUGGCUGGGUCAUCAGAAUCUCAAUCCUUGGCCAAGACAUGCAAUGGGUUUGUAGAUGAUGGUAGCGAUGUAAAGCUAAUUCAGUCAUCACAAGUGGAUAUUUUUCCAAAAACAGUAAGAGAAAACAGAGUCUUGCUGUACACUCAAAAUGAAUUAGAAGCUAAAGAAAAAUAUCGACAAUGUCAAGCUUUUGUCCUAUCUAAAGGACGACAGUGUGGAAGAUGGGCAAGUGAUGGCCAUAUUUAUUGUUGUGCCCACCUGAAUGUUCGAAAUCCAGAAAAGCUUUCUCAUGAGGCGCAAACAAUUCCUCUUGAAGCCCCCAUGUGCAAGGGCACAACUACUCAUGGCAGAAACUGUAAGCAUCAUGCUCGACAAGGAUCCACAUUUUGUAAGAAACAUCAGCUUCUGGGAAGUCAUGGAUCAAUGCAUAGCAAGAGUCAUCUCUUAGGGCACACUCUCAGGGGAGGUAGCAAUGACAAUCUGGUCUUGGAAAGUUCUUCUAGCUCAAACAUGGUUCACAAUGAGCUUACAUCACCAAGAGAAAUUCAGACAACACAUGAGAAUUUAAUUCCAGUUGUGGUUGGCAUAACCUCAGAUGAAAGAGAUUGCUUGAUGAAAACAUCUGAGCUUUACAAUGCAUUACCUGCUCCUCUAAGUAGUCGUCCAGAUUUACCACGCUGCAUAGGAAGCCAACAUCAAAAUAAUGAUGAUCAAUGUCUAGAGUAUGCCACGAGGCACACAUUAUACUGCAAUAACCACCUUCCGAAAUUUCUUAAACGUGCAAGAAAUGGUAGGAGUCGACUAGUAUCAAAAGACAUUUUUUUGAAUCUCCUGAAUCAGUGCAGCUCAAGGAGGGAAAAGUUGUGUUUACACCAAGCAUGUGAACUUCUCUAUGGAUUCAUGAAAAUUAGUCUGUCCUGUCAAAGGCCAGUAUCAAGAGGUGACACAUUAUCAUGGAUAUUAUCUGAAGCCAUGAAAGAUCCACCAACAGGAGAUUUCUUAUUGAAGUUGGUGGCAAGUGAAAGAGAUAAACUUUCAAAUAGUUGGGGGUUCAACAUGGAUAAAGACAGGGGAAAAUCAUCCUGGGAAGACAAAAUACCCAUGCCCACAGUAAAUAAUGAUAAGAACUAUGAAAUAAGUAUUAAGUGCAAAAUUUGUGCUGAGGUCUUUGCUGAUGACCAUACUCUUGGUAUACACUGGACUCAAGUGCAUAAAAAGGAGGCUCGAUGGCUUUUUAGAGGAUAUGCUUGUGCUGUUUGCAUGACAUCAUUUACCAACAGAAAAGUUGUUGAAACCCAUGUAAAAGAGAGACAUGGCAUGCAAUUCCUUGAAAACUCGAUAAUCUUCAGAUGCAUGUCUUGCAAUAGUCACUUUGUCAGUUCUGAUCACUUAUGGCAACACAUAUUGUCAUGCCAUUCAAUGGAUUUUAGAUUACCAAACCUUAAUCUACGACCCCUGGAUGAAUAUCUUCAGCCAAAAAUAGAGAUAAACAAUAUAGUCAGUAGUAAUAACAAUGCCACUGAAAACCAUGAGGGUUCCCAAAAAUUCACCUGUAAGUCUUGUGGUUUAAGAUUUGAUCUACUACCUGAUCUUGGUCGGCACCACCAAGUUGCCCAUAUGAACCGAAAUUCUACUAUCCAAUUUCCUCAACAGAGUGGAAAUCACCAUCUGAAACGUAAUAGGAAUUUCUAUCCAAGAUUUAAGAAAAACUUUGAAGCAUCAAAGAGAUAUAAAGGCCUUAUUAGUUUUGGCAUGCCAAAGCAUAACAAGUCUUCUCAUUCCAUACACUUUGUCAGAGAACAAAAUACUCAUUCACCUGAACCAUUGGGUCUUGGGCUGCUGCUGGAUAUCCAUUGCUCUGGAGUUGCAGAAACCUUUAUAUCUAAGAUCCAGAAAACAAAGCCUCGGCCAAGUAGCCCGGAGCUACUUUCUGUUGCAAGUUCUGCGUGUUGCAGAACUAAUUUUCAUUAUGCAUUGGAGGUUAAGUAUGGGUUCCUGCCGGAGAAUGUUUACUUGAAGGCGUUAAAGCUUUGCAGUGAGCAGAAUAUCCAAGUAGGUUGGCAUCUAGAUGGAUUCAUCUGCCCUAAAGGAUGCAAGACUUUACAAAAGACAAAUUCUUUAGCUCCUCUACUUGCUUCCAAACCAUUACUUGCACAAACUCCUGCAUACAUGGUAGAUUCUUGCAGCAAUGCAAAUUGGGAGAUGGAUGAAAGUCACUAUAUACUCAACCCAGAACAUCUUAACUUCAAAUCUUUGCAGAAAGGCAUUAUUUUGUGUGAAGAUGUGAGUUUUGGCAAAGAAGCAGUUCCCAUUACUUGUGUUGUUGAUGAGUAUUUGAAGGAUUCUUUCCUUGUAGCAUCUCACGAAGGGACCUAUGAUCAAGAACCUCUACUACAUAUGCCUUGGAAAGAAUUUAAAUAUAUAACUAAGCAGUUGAUAGGAUCAUAUCUUUCUCUGGAGGCAAAGGAUUUACAACUGGGUUGCAACUGCCCAGACUCAAUGUGCUAUCCUGAAAGUUGCAGUCAUAUAUACUUAUUUGACGCUGAUCAAAUGAAUGCUAAAGAUGCCACUGGAAACUCAAUGCAUUGUAGAUUUGCUUAUGAUAAGAAAGGCCGUAUAGUCUUGGAGAAAGAUCUCCUAGUCCAAGAAUGCAAUUCCUGCUGCAAGUGUGAUGCAACAUGUCCCAACAGAGUAUUGCAGAAUGGAGUUCAAAUUAAGCUGGAAAUAUUCAGAACAGAAAAGAAGGGUUGGGCAGUCAGGGCUGGGGAGACUAUUUCACGUGGCACUUUCAUUUGCGAGUACAUUGGAGAGGUCUUGAAUGUCGAGGAGACGAACACAAAGAGAUAUGACUCUGAUGGCUGUAGCUAUGUUUAUGACAUCAGUGCCCAUGUUGAUGGCACCCGACAAUGGAUUGGUGGGAUGGUGCCAUGUGUCAUUGAUGCAACUAAACAUGGGAAUGUUGCACGAUUCAUCAAUCACAGCUGUUCACCCAAUCUAGUUGAUCAUUUAGUUUUUGUGGAGAGCAUGGACAUCCAGCUUGCUCAUAUCGGUCUAUAUGCAAGUCGAGAUAUUGUCAUAGGGGAAGAAUUAUCGUACGACUAUCGUACCAAGCUACUACCCGGAGAGGGACAUCCUUGUCAUUGUGAGGCUUCAAACUGUCGAGGCCGUCUAUAUUGAGUCAUUUUAUGUACCGUUUAGUUUGAACAUUUGCGUCCAUUGUUUGGGUGAGCAAAAUAUCACUCUCUUCAGUGGAAAAUUCAUGAUUCUUUCGAGAUCGCAGACCAACCCAAUCACCCAAGCACCCUUGUGGUAGGUUCGGUCUCGAUCCAUGGCAGUGUAAGUGCCAACAUUUAGAUUCCAAUCUGUUUCAUCAUACUUCAGGUCCUUGAGUCUUCUCUUGCUAAGUAUAUAGAUUGAUUUUUUUUUUCACCACGCUGAACCUAGAGGUUGGUUUCCCAUUCUAAUUAGGUUGAUUCACUAACUUGUACUGGGUGCCCAACCUCCUUAUGUGUACAAGAUCAUAAAGGUCAAUGAAAAUUGAAUUUUUAGAAC